This is a messenger RNA of Daphnia carinata, 4339 nucleotides long. RefSeq names its product ATP-dependent translocase ABCB1-like. The record is from RefSeq and is a predicted model, not a curated record. NCBI's taxonomy places the organism in Eukaryota, Metazoa, Arthropoda, Branchiopoda, Diplostraca, Daphniidae. Gene Ontology annotation, cellular component: membrane. Gene Ontology annotation, molecular function: ATP hydrolysis activity; ABC-type transporter activity; ATP binding. Bases 39 to 4238 code for a protein of 1399 amino acids. The transcript has 7 exons. Gene Ontology annotation, biological process: transmembrane transport.
GACUUAUCUUUUCACGCGUGUCCUAUAAAAACGGCGGGAUGGCAACAGAAAAAAAUUAUUCUAGGACAAAAGUGGUCCCGAGCGAUCAACUUCGACCAGUCUGUAAAGAGGUGGGCAAGCGUCAAACGACAGGUGACCCGAAUUUGAAAAUGGCGCCAAACUUGGAUCUCGAUAACCUAAAAGGCCAACUUAAUGAGGCUUACAUCGCCGACGACGAAAAAAGGAAAGAAGACACAUCUAGCAGCUCGAUUUCCAGCAUCCCUGACAAUAAGGAAGAUGGCAAGAAAAAGAAAAAGAAAGAAAAACCACCACCUCCCGAAACUCCACCUGUCCCUUUUAUCGACCUGUUCCGUUACGCUUCCCCUACCGAUUUUGUGCUGUUAGUUCUUGGCACUUUAGGGGCUAUCGGUACGGGUAUUUGUUUCCCAAUUAUGUUGAUUCUCUUUGGCGAUAUCACAAAUGCAUUCGUCGGCGGAGGACUAGACCAGGAAACAAUUAAUGAAAUCAACUGCAAUAUUUCCAAUGAUCCCAACUACACUUAUCCGUACCCUCUAGGUCCAACGUGCAAUCUUUCUGAUCCGGACAAUUCAUACGCAAAUUCGCCAGAGGGACAAGCGAUUCAGGACGAAUUUACCAAGUUCGGUAUCUACGUCGCUGUCAUUGGCGCCGCACUUUUUGGGCUAGGUUUCAUAUUUGUUACAGCGCUUAAUUUUACGGCCGAAAAUCAGGUCUACCGGAUCAGGAGUAGAUUCCUUCAAGCCGUCCUUCGCCAGGAUGUUGGCUGGUACGACACCAAAUCUUCCAAUGAUUUCGCCAGUCGCAUAACAGAAGAUUUAAACAAGAUCCAAGAUGGAAUAGGAGAGAAAAUUGGCAUGUUCACAUUUUCCAUGACGAGUUUCAUCGCAUCAAUUAUUAAUGCGUUUAUCCACGGAUGGGAAUUGACUUUAGUCAUGUUAGUUUCCACACCUGUCCUGGCUAUUUCUAUGGGUAUUUUAGCCAAAGUCCAAGCAUCUUUGACAGAGAAUGAGCUAAAAGCCUAUGCCGAAGCUGGUGGUGUGGCAGAAGAGGUUUUCAGUUCCAUCCGGACAGUAAUGGCUUUUGGCGGACAAAGCAAAGAAAUUGAUCGUUUUCAAAAGAAUUUAACAUUCGCGAGAAAGGCCGGCAUCAAACGUGGUAUGGCGACGGGCAUUGGUGCUGGCCUGGUAUGGGGCAUCAUUUACGCCAGCUAUGCCCUGGCCUUCUGGUACGGCAUUUCGCUCAUCCUGGGCGCUUGCGGAGCUGAUUCUUACACUUCUUCCGACCUCCUCAUCGUCUUCUUCAGCGUCUUGAUUGGCGCUAUGCAAAUUGGACAAGCCGCGCCUUACAUGGAAGCCUUUUCAGUCGCUCGUGGAGCUGCCGCCACCAUUUUUAGCAUUAUCGAUCGAAUUCCUCCCAUCGAUAGCUCCUCCAAAGAGGGAUUAGUUCCAGAAGGGAUUGAUGGCAAAAUAUCUUUCCGAGAUGUCCAUUUCAAUUAUCCUUCCCGUCCGGAUGUCAAGAUUCUUCAAGGAAUCAGCUUCGAUGUCUCACCUGGUCAAACUGUGGCUUUGGUCGGCACUUCCGGAUGUGGUAAAUCCACUUGCAUCCAACUUCUGCAGAGAUUCUACGACCCACUUGAAGGAUCGGUGGCCAUCGACGGCAACAACGUUAAGGAACUCAAUUUGGGUUGGUUGAGAGAACAAAUUGGUAUGGUUGGUCAAGAACCCGUUCUUUUCGGUACGACAAUCGGCGAAAACAUCCGCUACGGCCGAGAUGGAGUCUCCGAUGAUGAGAUGGAACGCGCUGCCAAAGCGGCAAAUGCCCACGAUUUUAUCCAGAAACUUCCGAAAAAGUACGAAACUCUUGUUGGAGAACGAGGAGCCCAAUUGAGCGGUGGACAGAAACAGCGUAUCGCUAUUGCCCGCGCACUUGUCCGACACCCAAGAAUCCUUUUACUGGAUGAAGCCACUUCCGCCCUGGACACGCAGAGUGAAUCGGUCGUACAGAAAGCUUUAGACAGGGCGAGACAAGGUCGCACAACCAUUAUCGUCGCCCACAGACUUACUACCAUUCGCAAUGCUGAUCGCAUUAUCGUUAUCAAAGAUGGCGUUAUCCAGGAAGAUGGGACGCACGAUAAAUUGAUGGCCAAACAUGGAAUCUAUUACCAACUCGUUAUAUCUCAACAGGGUGGCGAGAAAGACAGCAAAAGAAGCUCUUUCGAUGGUAAUUCAGAAUCAGAAGAUGAAGAAGUGAACCUCGCCAAAGCUAAAUCUUGGAUUCCGGAUGAAAAGGAAGAAGCCACGGAUGUAAUCAGUUUGGCAGGAAGCCAUCCGCUUGGAAGAAAUAGUUCUAUUCGUCGAAGUGUCCGACUAUCUGUUGCUAGUUCAGCAGUAUCCGCUCAAUCAGAAGACAUUGACGUUAGUUUAAUGGAAAUUAUGAGGAUGAACAAGAAAGAAUGGCCCUACAUCACCGUAGGAGUCAUCGGGUCGAUCAUUGUAGGUCUCAGUACGCCAACUUAUGCCAUCCUUUUCAGCGAAGUCCUUGGAGUCUUGACACCCGGCGGAUCGGCGGAAGAACAAGCCGAGAAGAGAGAACAAGGAAAUUUCUAUUCGCUCAUGUUUUUAAUCCUCGGAAUCGUCACUGGAUUUGCCGCUUUUGCCCAGUCGUUCUCGUUCAGCGUUGCCGGAGAAUCUUUAACAUCAAGACUGCGCGGAUUAACUUUUGAAGCCAUUAUUAAGCAGGAAGUCGGUUGGUUCGAUCGCAAAACGAACAGUGUCGGAGCACUUUGCGCUCGAUUAUCUGGCGAUGCUGCCAGCGUCCAGGGCGCCACUGGAUCUCGAAUUGGUGUACUGUUCCAGGCGCUGACCACCAUGGUCGCCUCCGUUAUUCUGGCUCUGUAUUUCCAAUGGAAACUCGGAUUGGUUGCUUUAUGUUUCGUUCCACUUCUACUCAUUUCAACCUACUUCCAAGCAAAAAUUAUCAUGGGUCAAUCCGCUUUGGAACGCGAUGGAUUACAGAAAUCAGCCAAAGUGGCAAUGGAAGCGAUUGCUAAUAUCCGCACUGUAGCAAGUCUUGGAAAGGAGAGACAAUUCCAUACCAUCUACAUGGAAUCUUUAAGAGAACCUCAUCGACAAGCUCUGAAAAAGUCUUGGGUACGCGGUGCAAUUUUCGGAUUCGCCAGCGCUAUCCCAAUGUUUGCAUAUUCCGUAACAAUGUAUUACGGUGGAUGGCUUAUCGUUAAUGAAUGUCUCGAUUUCACCAGCGUUUUUAAAGUCAGCGAAUCUCUUCUGUUUGGAACCCAAAUGAUUGGGCAGGCGGUUGCAUUCGCUCCUAAUUAUAACAAAGCCAAAGUAGCUGCCAACAGGAUCUUUGCUUUACUAAAACGUAUUCCACUUAUUGAUGCCUCUUCUACUGGCGGUUCCAUCAUCCAAAAUGUUGAAGGAAAUGUCGAUUUCGAUCAAGUACGUUUCAGAUAUCCUACGCGUAAAGAUGCAGAAGUUCUUCAAGGAUUGACUUUGGCCGUGCGAGCUGGCCAGACGGUCGCCCUUGUGGGCCACAGUGGUUGUGGAAAAUCGACUUGCAUUCAAUUACUGGAACGCUUUUAUGAUCCAGACAGCGGGGAAGUACAAUUAGAUGGAAAAGACAUUAAUCCAAUCAACAUAUCCUCGUUGCGUUCGCAAAUGGGCAUCGUAUCCCAAGAGCCUAUUCUGUUUAACUUGACCAUCGGUCAAAAUAUUGCUUAUGGAGACAACAGCCGUGUUAUUCCAAUGGAUGAGAUCAUUGAAGCCGCAAGAAAAGCCAACAUUCAUACAUUUAUCCAAUCAUUGCCAAACGGCUACGAAACAAUGGUCGGUGAACGAGGAACUCAGCUUUCUGGAGGACAAAAACAACGUGUAGCCAUCGCAAGAGCAUUGAUAAGAAAUCCGAAAAUCCUGCUGCUCGAUGAAGCAACUUCGGCGUUAGAUUCCGAGAGUGAACACGUCGUCCAAAUGGCUUUGGACGCCGCCAGAGAGGGCCGUACAUGCAUCACAAUUGCACAUCGUCUAAGCACAAUUCAAAAUGCAGAUAACAUAAUAGUGAUUAAUCAAGGAACGAUAAAAGAGCAAGGGACACAUGACGAACUCAUUCAGCUCGGCGGUCUUUACUUUGAACUUUGUUCGGUCCAGGGCAUCGCCUUGAAGCCGGUCAGUUCGUCAGCGAAUUUGGAACAAAUAGCCCUUUAGAAUUUUCGCACUGCAACCGUGCUAUUCUUGCGAUUUGUGAUACCCCUGAGUUUUGGAUUAUCAAUAUGACGUAUUGCUAAUGUAUAAAAAAUUUACAUUUU